This is a messenger RNA of Aphanomyces astaci, 1208 nucleotides long. RefSeq lists its product as hypothetical. The transcript has a single exon. Gene Ontology annotation, biological process: amino acid activation for nonribosomal peptide biosynthetic process; secondary metabolite biosynthetic process. Lineage: Eukaryota; Oomycota; Saprolegniomycetes; Saprolegniales; Verrucalvaceae. The annotation marks the transcript as partial. Gene Ontology annotation, molecular function: phosphopantetheine binding; catalytic activity. Gene Ontology annotation, cellular component: cytoplasm. The record is from RefSeq and is a predicted model, not a curated record.
GACAAGACGCACCUCGUGGGGUACUUCACGCCUGCACAUGUCAACGUGGACGCGUUGAGACAGUGUGUGGCGGACCAGUUGCCAGUGUACAUGGUGCCAGCCGUGUGGGUUGGCUUGGACGACAUGCCCCAGAAUUCCAACGGAAAGAUCGACGUGAAAGUUCUGCAGUCCAUGGACGUGAGCGUCGACGUCGAAACGUUGGAGACAGACGUGGAGCUCAAAAUGGCCACAGUGUGGGCCAACGUGCUUGGCGUGAACGUGUCUGAGAUCGGUCGCCAGUCGUCCUUCUUCGCGUUGGGAGGCGACUCGUUGUCUGUUGUCCGAGUCAUCGCAGCGUGCAAAGCCAUGGGGUUGGCGUUGUCCGGUGGCCAAAUGACCAAAGAAAUGCUGCUGUGGCGAGUGGCGAAGGCUGUGUCAACGCAUCGCCAAGUGGAUUGGCCAAGUGCGAUGGCUCCAGAAUCGACGAAAGUGUCUGUGGAAGCAGAAUGGCCUCACGUUGUCAACUGGUCGAAUUCUGCGGUAUACCCUGUGACGCCCCUGCAAGCUGGGAUGCUGUAUGCCACCAUCAACAAUCGUCGAUCCUACGCCCUCCAAAACGCAGUACAUCUGGCGGACGCAUUGGAAGCGGCCAAGUUUGAAGCUGGCUUCAAGGCGCUGGUGCAGCAGCACGACAUUCUACGGACAACGUUCUUGACGACGUCGACUGGAAUGUACCAGGUCAUUCGGCCAGACAUCCAGGAGUUGGAGGUGCCGACGGUGGCGGUGGCGAGCCUUGCCGACUUCUUGGAGGACGAUCUGGCGCGUGGAUUCCAAACCGCGGACAAGUACUUCGUGCGGCUGACCAUCGUCAACACGGACAAAGGUCAUUUUGGCGUCCUGACCAUCCAUCACUGCUUGUACGACGGCUGGUCCAUGACGAUGUUCUGGAAUGAUCUCGCUGACCUUCUGGACGGCAAACCCCUGCCGGAACGACCAAGCUUUCGCCACGUGGUGGACUAUAUCCAAGCACAAGACACGCGAGCAGCCGAAGAAUUCUGGCGGUCCUACCUGAACGGAGUUGUUGUUACUUCUCUUGAGACCAACGGAAUUCCACGGAAUUGUCUGGCGGACAGCUCAGACCAGCCGCUGUCCAUCGAUACGACGGCUUGUCUGUCGAGUUUGUCCGAGACAGCUCAGACUCUCCGUGUGACCGUCGCCGAGUUGGUCAA